Aphidius gifuensis is the source of this 475-nucleotide messenger RNA. RefSeq lists its product as uncharacterized. NCBI's taxonomy places the organism in Eukaryota, Metazoa, Arthropoda, Insecta, Hymenoptera, Braconidae. Bases 149 to 475 code for a protein of 108 amino acids. The transcript has 3 exons. The record is from RefSeq and is a predicted model, not a curated record.
CACGUGUCUGAAAUAAAAGUUGGAAAUCAUUAAAAAUUUGCUUAAAUUUAUUUAGAUUUGAUGUGUUAUAUCAAUUAAAUAAAUUAAAUUAAUUGUAAUAGUUAUUUAUUUUUCAUUAACAACACAAACAAGUGUUAAUUAUUAAAUCAUGUCAACAAAGUUAUUUGAAAUAGAUGAAGAUGAGAUAAUAGCAGUAAGGGGUAAAUUUAAAGGAACAUUUAAAUAUUUCUGUCGUGGUAAUGUUUUUUAUAAAAGACCAGCAACAAAAACAAAAAAAGAACGUUAUGUAUGUUUUCGUGCAAAUGAUGGUAAAUACAAAUGUCAAGUUUGUAUAAUGAAAAAUGAACAAGAUAAAUUUAUUCUAGAUAUGACAGAAGGACAUGAUCACAAUGAACCUGGUGAUAAAAAAAAAAUUGAAAGAAUUGUUAUUCAAAUACAAAAAGAAACAUUGGAAUUGCAAAAAAAUCAAAAAUAA